CCAUUUACUCCACCCAUUAAAAUCCAUUCUAUUCACUGCCUUCUCUGUCCUCUCUGCCACUCCAUUAUUCUCAACCAUUCAAGCUCUCUAUCUCUCAUGAAAAUUUCUUGAAAAAACCAAUCUUUAUUCCCUUUGCGCCUUUCUUUCUUCUGGGCUCAAUAACAAUGGUUUCUCUUGAAGAAUCUCAUUCCAGUUCCACUCGCUUCUCACAACGGCGACCUUACUACACUCCACCUCCGUCAUGGAACAAGAUCCAGAGACCUCUCGGCCGCUCCAUGCGCACUAUCCGCUCCAAUCUCUUCCAGACCGACCACUCUUGCUCAUUUCCAGGACCAACCACACCGGAAAGAUCAGCCAAUGUCUCCGAAAACUUAACCGAUUCUGUCAUCGACCUCCGACUCGGCGAACUUGCUUCUCGUACCAACCAAUCGGUCAAGUCCUCAUCUUCAGAAGACGAUUUUUUCGAUCUGUCUCAAGCUUUCAGCGAUUUCUCGGCUUGUAGCAGCGAUAUUUCCGGCGAGUUACAGCGUCUUGCAACUCUCCCAAAUGCCGAAAACCAGGAUCCGAAUCCGAACUCGGAACCCGAACCGGAGCCGUGCUAUGGGUUCUUGCAGAGAGAGAGCUUUUCAACGGAGAUAAUAGAAAGUAUUUCGCCGGAGGAUCUUCAACCGACAGUGAAAAUCUGCAUCGACGGCCUUAAUUCGUCGUCGGUUGCUGUGAAAAGAUCGGCGGCGGCGAAAUUGAGACUACUAGCAAAGAAUCGGUCUGAUAAUCGGGCGUUGAUAGGCUCAUCCGGUGCUAUACCAGCUCUAGUACCUCUGUUAAAGAGUAGUGACCCUUCGACUCAAGAGCAUGCUGUCACAGCUUUGCUUAAUCUCUCACUCCACGAAGAGAACAAAAGCUUGAUAACAACCGCCGGCGCCGUGAAAUCCUUCGUGUUCGUGUUGAAAACCGGAACUGAAGCAUCAAAACAGAACGCGGCGUGCGCUUUGUUGAGCUUAGCUUUGGUUGAGGAGAACAAGAGUUCUAUAGGGGCUUCAGGCGCCAUACCACCAUUGGUGGCUUUGCUGAUUAAUGGGUCGAAUAGAGGGAAAAAAGACGCAUUGACUACGCUGUAUAAGCUUUGUUCAGUGAAGCUGAAUAAAGAGAGGGGGGUGAGUGCUGGGGCGGUGAAGGUGUUGGUGGGUUUGGUGGGUGAGAAUGGGACGGGGUUGGCGGAGAAGGCAAUGGUGGUGCUGAGUAGUUUGGCUGGGAUUGAGGAGGGGAAGCAGGCGAUUGUGGAGGAAGGUGGGAUUGCAGCGCUUGUGGAGGCAAUUGAGGAUGGGUCGGCCAAAGGGAAGGAGUUUGCGGUGUUGACGUUGUUGCAGUUGUGUGGUGAUAGUGUUAGGAAUCGAGGGUUGCUUGUUAGGGAAGGUGGGAUUCCUCCUCUUGUCGCUCUUUCGCAGACUGGGACUGCUAAAGCCAAGCACAAGGCUGAAACUUUACUUGGGUACCUGAGAGAACCAAGACAAGAAGCUUCUACUUCAAGCCCUUAGAGAGGGAUGAGAUGAAAGGGAGGAAAGACGUAGUAGGAGGCCCUGUGAUCUCUUAGUCGUUUGGUGGAAAGUGGUUUUAGCUAGAGUAUUGAUCCCACCAGCUUGUAUGCAUGUACAUACUUAGACUGUCAGCCAGCCAGCCAGCCACCAACCUACCCCACCAAAAGAUUGCGUAUUUUGGGGCCAUAUUUAUUAUCUUUCUCUUUCUGGGGCGGGCUUGUCGUCUUUAUUAGUUCAUUAGCUGGCAGGGCAGAGCAGGUGCAAGGGCUUGUCCUGUUGUUUGGAUGGGUCAUUGCUUAUUUCCAUCUCUUCUCCCAUGCAUUUUGCACUUUUGGUAUGGUUUUCAAUCGUUGUUUGAUGAAGUGUCGGUGUAGCUAAUCGUAUUUUGGGUAUGGUUCCAAGUGAUUUGUUGUACCUUUGAGGCCACAUUGUUGGUUUCUCUCUUUUUUAUUGCAAGAAGAGUGUG
Ilex paraguariensis (yerba mate) is the source of this 2001-nucleotide messenger RNA. NCBI's taxonomy places the organism in Eukaryota, Viridiplantae, Streptophyta, Magnoliopsida, Aquifoliales, Aquifoliaceae. The record is from the annotation of a GenBank genome assembly.